AUGCCUUCAUCUAACCCGGUUCGCGGGUUGCUGUUUGUGACCAUGCAACCCAAAGACACCUUGUCGCCAGAGCUCUUCCACGACUGGUACAAUAACGAACAUGGACCAAACAGGACGCGACUGUCGUUCAUGCCCAAUGGCUUCCGAUACCGAGCCUUGGACCUUUCGUCGCCGGAUGCUGGAACACAGUCGAAACCGGAGUUCUUGGCCAUUUACGAUGUCACCGACAUGCACCAGUUCACAGAACAGCCGUACCAGUACCUGCGCGCACCGCCCGGCAAGACACAGCGGGAGAUCGACGUCAUGGCCCAGAUCUGGGUUGAUCGGUAUACGCUGGAUUUCGUCGGCGAGCAAAUCAACGACAAGACCUUCUUGAAACUCGAGUCGCCCGAACAUUUCAAGGAGAACCAGGAGGGGAAUCUGUUGACGACGUUCAAAUUUCGCCUAUCUCCCGACCAGCUCUCAACGACGCAGGAGUGGAUCGAGAAGAAGGUGCUGCCGAAGGUCAGAGAGAUUCCCGGAUGGAGGAGGACGUCGUGGUUCAAGACGUCGUAUCUUGAGCCACUCAAAGACGGACAGCUCGACUUUGUCUUGAUCAACGAAUUCACACCGUCAACGGAGGUGGGAUCACUUGACACCGUGUACGACGGUGCACCCACCGCGGACGCCGUAGCGAGAAAGUACGAACUCUUUUACACUUUCGGGACUGCCGCUCGUCACCUGGCAAUCGUAGCGCCGUGGACGUCGCCGGACGGCGUGACGAAGACGAUACCAAAUGUUGACCCGUUCGGGUCGGCAAUUGAAUCGACAGUAACGACCAGCGACGGUGCAGUUCUCCCGUUCCGUCUAGAAGGUAAUUCCGAUCCAGACGCGCCGGCGCUGGUCCUGGUCAAUUCGGUUCUCACGACGUGGGGUAUCUGGGACAAUUUUCUAAAACACUUCUUCUCCCUUCCGCAAAACCACAAAUACCGUGUCGUGCGCUUCCUUGCGCGCGGUCGAGUCAUCCCCAGCGGCACCACGACUCCCGUGACGACCGAAGUCCAGGCCGCGGACGUCAUUGCGAUCCUCGACGCUCUCCGCAUACCCCAGGCUGCCGGGCUGGUCGGUGUGUCCAUGGGCGGGGCGACAGCGAUCGCGACGGCGUUGACGUAUCCGUCGCGGAUCGCGUCGUUUAUAGCAUGCGACACUUCGGCCAAAUCUCCAGCGGGGAACAAAGAUACCUGGGGCCAACGUAUCGCCGUGGCCGAGAAGGAAGCCAAGACUCUCCGCCUGUCGUCCCUGUUUGGCGACGAGUCAGCCGACGCAAGCCCCCAACCUGUUGUCGGCGAGGAGUUGGCCGAGAUGACGGUGCGCCGGUGGUUCGUGCCGGAGUCGUACGAUGAUCCUGCGCUUGUUCCGGAGAUUGAGAAAGUCAAGAAGAUGGUGGUGACCAACUCGCUCCCCGAAUUUCAACGAGGCGUCGAGACGCUGUUCAACUACGAUUACACGGACAUGCUCUCUGGGUACAAGGGUCGAGGUGCGUUCCUCGUCGGUGCCGGUGACGGUGUCCUCCCAAAAGGAAUGGAGAAGCUGUCGCAGGUACUAGGGUCCGCAGAGGGAAAGACGGCACCGUUUAAAGUCGUCGAGGGUGCUGGACAUUUACCCAUGGUGGAGAGACCUCAAGCGGUGGCCGAGUUUGUGAGUGAUUUUCUCAACGACGGAUCAUCUUAG
Messenger RNA from Exophiala spinifera, 1710 nucleotides. RefSeq lists its product as uncharacterized. The record is from RefSeq and is a predicted model, not a curated record. Bases 1 to 1710 code for a protein of 569 amino acids. The transcript has a single exon. NCBI's taxonomy places the organism in Eukaryota, Fungi, Ascomycota, Eurotiomycetes, Chaetothyriales, Herpotrichiellaceae.